This is a messenger RNA of Laetiporus sulphureus 93-53, 660 nucleotides long. RefSeq lists its product as uncharacterized. The annotation marks the transcript as partial. The record is from RefSeq and is a predicted model, not a curated record. Gene Ontology annotation, molecular function: protein binding. The transcript has a single exon. NCBI's taxonomy places the organism in Eukaryota, Fungi, Basidiomycota, Agaricomycetes, Polyporales, Laetiporaceae.
AGCGAUGCUGAUGUCAUCCUCUCAUCUUCUGACGGUCUCGACUUCUACGCUCAUAAAUCUAUCCUCUGCUUUGCAUCAGCCUUCUUCACAGACAUGUUCUCCUUACCCCAACCUUUGCCAGCUGAUUCAAAUUCAUUGCAUGCUUCAUCACACAUUGACAUCACAGAGGGCAGUAGCACCUUGGCAUGCCUUCUACGCCAAUGUUAUUCAAUAGAAGACCCUGUGUUGAAGGACCUGGAGGAAGUGAAGUCAUUCUUAUUAGCAGCAUUGAAAUAUCAAAUGCACGAGGCCAUCUCGUGGGGUGAGAGCUGCUUGACAGGGUUCGUGGCAAAGUUCCCAUUGCGCAUCUAUGCGAUUGCCUGUUCUUUGAAACUGGAAGGUGCAGCAGCGUCUGCCACGCACGAUUCCUCCAGUCUUUCAGGAACGGAUGUUAUGUCUACCCUUGAGGAAGAUGUCCCAGAGAUGGAAACGUUAUCCGCCGGUGCAUAUCAUAGAUUAUUGGCCUAUUGGAGCAGAGGAUCAAAGGAGUGUGCAAUUACCCAGUUCUGCAAGCCGCCGACUACCGUCACACAACCAGCCUCUGAGGUCAUCUUAUCUUCGCAUCUGUUCAUGGAUUGCUCCGAGGCAGACAUUCUCAUUAUCUCCUGUGAUGACGGUUGA